AUGCCAUUAAAUGAUGGUUCAGUAGAUGAGGUCGACAUCAAUAAGAUGAAAAAAAAGACUGAUGAGAACAAGAAAGAGAAGAAUGAAAUCAAUAAAAUUCUCUUCUCAUCUGAUAUGCUUUUUGUAAACUUUUUGUUUUGCGUCCAUUUAACAACAUUUUGUGAGUUAAAUUUUGUUGGACACAAUAAAAAGUUAGUCAGAGUUGUAAGAUUUGCUUGA
Messenger RNA from Clunio marinus, 219 nucleotides. Lineage: Eukaryota; Metazoa; Arthropoda; Insecta; Diptera; Chironomidae. The record is from the annotation of a GenBank genome assembly.